UGGAAAUGUAAUUAAUGAAAGUCCAUAAAAAGAAGAAUAAGAAGAUUGACAUUUGACAUAUUUUGACUUAUGACAUUAUUGUUUUGCUGAUGCCAUUUUUAAUUGGUAAAUAAUUAGUUUGUUGAACGCUUUUGUGCAAUAAAGACCGUAUUUAUUAUUCUACGAUCGCUAGAAACAAGUUUAUAUUUGUGAAAUUUCAUAAUAUGGCAUCGUCUUCGUUGGAAAAUCUGGAAACUCAACUGGAACUGUUCAUAGAAAAUGUGCGUCAAAUUCAUAUUAUCGUGAGUGAUUUCCAGCCUCAAAGCCAGAGCGUUUUGAACCAAAAACUGCAAACUUUGGUCCACGGUCUACAAGAAGUGGAUAAAUUAAAGUCGCAAGUUCAGGAAGUUCACGUACCACUGGAAGUAUUCGAUUACAUCGAUCAAGGACGUAACCCUCAAUUAUACACUAAGGAUUGCAUCGAGAAAGCAUUAGCCAAAAACGAACAAGUCAAGGGAAAGAUCGAUGCGUACAGAAAGUUUAAAGCCAAUAUGUUAGUUGAAUUGAGCAGGACUUUUCCAAACGAAUUAAGCAAGUACAGAGCAUUGAGAGCCGAUGAGUAGCGUUUAAUAUUAGCAAAUGUAUUUAUGGUAAAUAUUUUAUUUUGUAUAAAUAUUGUAAACUUAAGAUGAAGGUGGUUUAGUUUUUAUGAUUAAAAAUGUCUCCGAUACAAUGUGUUUCACAAAAAUUUUGUUAGAAGAGAAAGAGUAAUCGGGAUAUAUUGCAAACGGUUAUUUGUAAGCAUAAUUACUUACUUCUUUGAUGUUUCGUUCUCCUGCGUUCCACCGAGACUGGGAGUUAAAAUGUAAUUUGAAUCAGAUUUAAUAAAGUUUGUAGAAUUA
Messenger RNA from Phyllotreta striolata, 881 nucleotides. Lineage: Eukaryota; Metazoa; Arthropoda; Insecta; Coleoptera; Chrysomelidae. The record is from the annotation of a GenBank genome assembly.